Rotaria sordida is the source of this 900-nucleotide messenger RNA. Lineage: Eukaryota; Metazoa; Rotifera; Eurotatoria; Philodinida; Philodinidae. The record is from the annotation of a GenBank genome assembly.
AUGUCUGCUGUACCAGUUGCUGAAAGAAAUCAAGAUGCAACAAUAUAUGUUGGUGGUCUUGAUGAACGUGUUAAUGAAUCUAUUCUAUGGGAAUUAUUUGUUCAAGCUGGUCCUGUUGUAAAUGUUCAUCAACCAAAAGAUCGUGUAACAAUAAAUCAUCAAGGUUAUGGUUUUGUUGAAUUUUUAACUGAAGAAGAUGCAGAUUAUGCUAUUAAAAUAAUGAAUAUGAUUAAACUCUAUGGUAAACCAAUACGUGUUAAUAAAGCAUCAGCACAUCAAAAAAAUCUUGAUGUUGGUGCAAAUUUAUUUAUUGGUAAUCUUGAUCCAGAAGUUGAUGAAAAAUUAUUAUAUGAUACAUUUUCUGCAUUUGGUGUUAUUUUACAAACACCAAAAAUUAUGCGUGAUCCUGAUUCAGGCAAUUCAAAAGGAUAUGCUUUUAUUAAUUUUGCUAAUUUUGAUGGGUCAGAUACAGCAUUAGAAGCAAUGAAUGGUCAAUAUUUAUGUAAUCGACCUAUAACAGUUUCAUAUGCAUUUAAAAAAGAAUCUAAAGGUGAACGACAUGGUUCAGCUGCUGAACGUUUACUUGCUGCUCAAAAUCCAUUAUCACAUUCAGAUAAACCACAUACAUUAUUUGCUGAUCAACCACAAUUUGCACCAGCACCACCAGUACCUCCACCAGUUAAUCCAUUUCCAAUCACAUCAUGGUUACCAUAUGGUACGCUAGGUGGUCUACCUAUUCCACCUGGUUUACCUGGUCUUCCACCUCCACCACCACCAUUUGCAAUGCAAAUGCCACGUCCACCAUUAGCUCCAACACCUACAUCAGCAGGUUCAUUUCGACCACCUCCACCUCCACCACCAAAUCGACCACCACCACCUCCACCACCAAUGAUGCAAUAA